CAAUGUAGCGCAAAUUGACUUGAUCUUCAGGAAGCACCGCCAUAAUAUCGGUUAAUCAUAACUGCGGAAAACUGAAACUGCAUUUUAGAGAAAGAAAAUUCCUGUCACGCUAUUUUAUAGAACAAAACUCAAUAAAGGUGCAGUGUCGUCUUCAGGAUCAGGAAGAGACUGACUGACAUUUUAGGCUCGGUAUUUCAAGAGUUAGUGAAGUCACAAGUACGUAGGCCUAUAUAUUGGCCUAUUUUUGUUUAUUUUGUUUUUAGAUCAAAGAACCUGCCAAUUAAAGUCUCAGCUAUCAGUGAAGAUAAUGGCUACAAGAGAUGAUUUUUCACUUCCAUCGUCUUCGAACCCCUUCAAUCCAUUUGCGGACCGAUUAACUAAGCCUGACAUAGAACCCAGUGCUAGACCCAAAAACGCCACAGGGCCAUCGAUGUCAUCAAAUCUUGUCAAGAAACCAGAAAGUAAAAGUGCAGAUGAAGCAGAGUUUAUGACUUUUAUUGGUACUUUUGGAAGCCCGUUGUGCUGUCAUGCUGUACGCUUUGAGCCCGGUCAAGAACUGAGAAAAUCACUUUUAGAAUUUGUUCGAAAGAAAAAGCUGAAGGCCCCCUUCAUAAUGUCGUGUGUUGGAUCAGCUAAAAGUGCAAAGCUGAGAAUGGCAAAUGCCACUGCAGAGGAUCCACACUAUCUUCUAGAUUUGCAAGGAGCGUUUGAAAUCAUUUCACUGAAUGGAACAUUUUCAGCUGAUGGAAGGUGUCAUUUACAUGUCUCAUUAUCAAACGAAACAGGCAAAAUGCAUGGGGGCCAUCUGAUUGAAUUGAUAGUGCGUACAACUGCAGAGGUAAUAAUUGGAGAAUGCUCAGCUAUGGUAUUCGAAAGAGAGCAUGACCCCAGAACUGGAUUUCCUGAAUUAGUUAUUAAAGACCGAUAGAGUUUACAUCCAAAGCACCCCUUAUUGUCAUAUCUGUCCAAUCUGAAUUUGUUUUCAAAUGUAAUUUUGCUAUCAUGGGUUGAAAAGUGCAAGAAAUACAUGAACAUCUCUGUUUUUAGCUGAGUAACAGAAGAUAAUAUUUUGAUGUUUGAAUUUGUUAGUUUAUCUUAAAAUCUCUAUAGAAAGAUUUUAUUCUUUGUAAUAUCACUAUAGUUUUUUUGUUAAACAUAAAAUAUAUUUAAAUUGUCUAGCCUGGCUUCUUUAUAGUACCUAAUGAUUUUAAUUGCUUUAGAAAGCUUUAUUCCAACUCUCUUAUCCUUUCACGAGCUUGGUUACCAGCAAUUUGAAGCAAAGAAAAAUCUAGAAUGAGGGACCUUAGGCUGUCACAGGCAAAUUUUUUCUCCUUAAAGAAGAUAGCCAGCCUGCAUCCAUCACAGAUAGUCAUAGUGCCCCUCCCCAUAUAACUGCUAUAUUGAAACCAGGUUUAGAUAGAAAUGUAUUUUUGGAAUCAACUGUAAAUUUUGGAUUGCUGUAGCAUUGUAGAAGAAUGCACCUUAUACCAGGGUUUGAUGCUCAUUAUCUUCUGAAUUUGAUCUUGUUAAUCCUUACACCAUUAAAUAUAUAUUCAUCCAUGUCAGGAAAAAGAAUAACCAAACUGUCAUUUGUGACUGUCAUUGGGAAAAGAAUAGCUCAUUUGUAUUUAUAAGAAAACACUAUUUAAAUGUUUUCAAUACUUCAGUUAUUUAAUGCAUUGUCAUAUUUUCAUGUGUGCUUGUAUUUGUUAUGGCAUUGUGUUUUAAAAAUUCAAUAAUGAACUUCUUUAAAAUUAGAUGUCAUAUAUUCUUUUGUUUCCACUUCAAA
This is a messenger RNA of Rhopilema esculentum, 1789 nucleotides long. RefSeq lists its product as uncharacterized. The record is from RefSeq and is a predicted model, not a curated record. Lineage: Eukaryota; Metazoa; Cnidaria; Scyphozoa; Rhizostomeae; Rhizostomatidae.